AUGUUAUUUAGAUAGAAGGAGAAGAUAUAAGAUGUUGGAAGAAACAAUUUUCAUGAAUUUUAUAGAAUGGAACAUGAAGCCAAAACUAAAACAGUUAAAAUGAUGCCUAGUGUUCAGUCUGGUUUAUCUAAAUCAACAAAGUUACAUAUUACUUGAACUAUAAUAGUUAGCCUAUGAUUGAUGAGAAUCAGAGUUCUCUAACAGGAAAUAGUUGGGAUGCAAAACACUUAGAUACAUUUCUCAAAUAAAGCAAAUAUUCAAGUAUGAGAUAAAGUUAAGAUCUUGACAACUAAGCAAAAUUUGUUGGGAGUGGUUAGAAUUAAAGUUUCUUGUUUCGUAGACAAUAAUCUCGUAUAAUACCAGAAUAUAUUGAUUACUUGAACAUGAGUAAAAUUAAUCAUAUAGUAUCUGAUCAUCCUGUUAAUAAUUCAUAAGAGGUAAUUACAAAAAGAUUGGAAGUACCUUAAAAAAAUUAUGAUUAACAAAAUUUAGCAUUAUCAUAAGUAAUAACACUCAAAAAGCCAUCAGGGUAUUUGGCUGAGCUCAAAGAAACCUAAGAAUAACAAAAAAAGUAAAUUUAUAAUCAAUAAUAAAGAUUUCAUUAAUGGAGAGAAGAAUUUAGUGAAGCAAAUAAAGCAUAUAGAAAGAUUAGAUAAGCUUAUAAGUAGAAAAACUUUUAAUAUUAGAUCAGGAAUAAUUGGUAUAGAUAAUCCAACAAUUGAAAAUUCAGAAUUGUACAAAGAAGAUCAUCAGAAAUAUAAGUAAAAACAAGAAAGUCGAAUAAUUCAUUCUAUUAAUAGAUAAAAAUGUAUAAUAAUCAUAUUUGAUUUUAGCAUUGGAAAAAUAUUCAAGUGCUAAUCCUAACAUUGAAUUUGAUAAUAAAAAAUAUGAUGAUAGUCUAAGUCAAAUCAAUUAAACCAGAAAAUUAGGAUAAUAUCCUUAUUAAACAUUUGAGAUGGAUUAUAAAUGGAUGCAUAAGAAAACUAUUAAUCCAUGUUAAAAUACAUAAUAAAGAUUAUUUGGAGGAGUAAAUAAAAUUAGUAGAGCUGCAUCUUUAAGAGCUGAGAAUAUCAAGAAUUAAGAACUUAGAGGAAGAGAUUAUAAUUGUAUAUCUUUAACAAAGGUUUAAUGA
Molecule: messenger RNA, 1132 nt
Organism: Paramecium pentaurelia
Lineage: Eukaryota; Ciliophora; Oligohymenophorea; Peniculida; Parameciidae
Source: the annotation of a GenBank genome assembly